Salvelinus namaycush (lake trout) is the source of this 1176-nucleotide messenger RNA. RefSeq names its product glutathione S-transferase Mu 3-like. Gene Ontology annotation, biological process: glutathione metabolic process. Gene Ontology annotation, molecular function: glutathione transferase activity. The transcript has 8 exons. The record is from RefSeq and is a predicted model, not a curated record. Lineage: Eukaryota; Metazoa; Chordata; Actinopteri; Salmoniformes; Salmonidae. Bases 148 to 807 code for a protein of 219 amino acids.
GUAGUAACCUUUCUCAUUCCAGACAGUGAAGGCUCCCGUAUAUAAAGUCUCGAUAGGCGUCUGCGAGAACUCAUUUUAACACCGUUGUUCACAAUAUACUACGUGCUGUAUUCUGUGCUGCUACUUUGUUCGUGAAAAGGUACAACAAUGGCAAUGAAAUUGGCUUACUGGGAUAUUCGCGGGCUUGCUCAGCCCAUUCGUCUGCUCCUGGAGUACACUGACACUAAAUAUGAGGACAAGUUCUACACCUGCGGAGAAGCCCCAAACUAUGACAAAAGUUGCUGGUUUGAUGAGAAGCACAAACUGGGCAUGGACUUCCCCAACCUGCCGUAUCUGGAGGACGGAGACAGGAAGAUUGUCCAGAGCAAUGCCAUCAUGAGAUACAUCGCACGCAAGCACAACCUCUGUGGGGAGAGCGAAGACGAGAAGGUUCGUGUGGACACUCUGGAGAAUCAGGCGAUGGACUUCCGGAACGGAUUUGUGAUUAUGUGCUACACAGACUUUGACAAGAUGAAGCCAGGCUACACAGAGAGACUGCCCGGAACACUGAAGCAGUUCUCAGAGUUCCUAGGAACCAGGAAGUGGUUUGCUGGUGACAAGAUCACCUUUGUGGACUUCAUCAUGUAUGAGCUUUUGGAUCAACAUAUAAUGUUUGACGCCAAGUGCCUGGACGACUUCAAGAACCUACAGGAACUUGUAGACCGCUUUGAGGCUCUGGAGAAGAUUGCAGCCUACAUGAAGUCAAACCGCUUCAUAAAGACUCCUGUCAAUAACAAGAUGGCCAAGUGGGGCAACAACAAAGAGUAAAGAAACCAAUGACUGGAACACAUCAAUCAUAUGAUUUAGAUAUAGGAGAGUUAGUUCUGCAGCCACUGGGGGUCGUGGGACCUGUAAAGACAUCUAGGAUUUAGACCUGCAGGUACGGAGUAUGCUGGAUGAAUCAUUUGAUAAAUUAGCUACUCUUAAGGUUUACACAGGCAGCCCAAUUCUGUUCUUGAAUCCCAUUUUUAGUGGCAAAAUAUCAGAAUCUGGCUGCCUGUGUAAAUUUGCUUCCAUGCCAAUACUCAACCAGUCUUUGGAUUUGAGUGAGUGACUAAUGUUUGAAUGGCUAAAAGCAUUUACUGUCCUGACUUGUGAUUUUGUUUUUUACCUUUUUUUUGGGGGGGGGGGGGGGGG